Arachis duranensis is the source of this 480-nucleotide messenger RNA. RefSeq lists its product as uncharacterized. The transcript has a single exon. The record is from RefSeq and is a predicted model, not a curated record. The coding region runs from base 1 to 480 and encodes 159 amino acids. Lineage: Eukaryota; Viridiplantae; Streptophyta; Magnoliopsida; Fabales; Fabaceae.
AUGGGCUUAUCGAAUUCACCAAGAGGUUUGACAGGAACUUCACCUUAUAAAUUGGUCUAUGGCCAUGAUACAGUAUUACCCUUGAAAAUUAAUUUGAAUACUUUAAGAGUAUCGAAACAGAAUGAGUUGCCAGUCGAUGAUUAUUGGAAUGCAAUGUUUAAUGAGUUAAACGAGUUAGAUUCAGAGCGAAUCCUAACACUUGAUAAUGUAAUUCGACAAAAAGAAAGUGUUGCUCGAAGUUAUAAUCAUCGAAUUAAGGAAAAGUCUUUCAGGAAAGGCGAGUUAGUUUUAAAAGUCAUUUUACCGAUGGAAAAGAAAUCAAGAUUUCUAGGUAAAUGGUCCCAUAGUUGGGAAGGUCCUUUUCAAGUAACAGGGAUAUAUUCGGAAAAUGCCUAUCUGAUUAAAGAUAUCGAGUCAAGAAAAGUGAUUAAUUCGAUUAAUGGGAAAUACUUGAAACUUUUCUAUUGUUGGAAAAUUUAG